GUGGUAGAAUUAGGAAGCAUUGAUGAUCUCUUUGAAGGCUUAUAAAGUGUGAUUGUAGAAGAAUCCAGAAUUCUGGUUUGUUAUGAUGGAUGGAAAAUGGAAGGUGUCAAAGCAGAAGGAAGCAACAAGUUCCAAGUUCUCUCGGAGUUGCUCAACAAGAAGCAGCACCUCAAACUCUCCUCUUCUCAUGAGAAGCAUAUCACACAAGAGUUCCUCAUCUUCUUCCAAGUGCAAUAACAACAACAAUCUUCAAAGAAGCUUCUCGCAGAAGAACACGUCAUCCAUCGGUCGCAAAUGCACCAAUAUAGCCAAAGAACACAAAGCAAGGUUCUACAUCAUGAGGCGCUGUGUUGCCAUGUUAGUUUGCUGGCACAAGCAUGGUGACUCUUGAUUCUUCCAAAUUACUUUCACAAAUUUUGAAUCUCUUAUACAUUAUUAUAGAUACUAGAUUUCAUUAUUGCUUUGUAAUUAGUUAAUUAGCUGAGUUAUAAUGUGAUUUCUGAUUUGAACAACAUUCAUGGAAAUAUAUAUAGUUCAUACAUCAACUAUUAGAUUAUUAUUCUCUUC
Arachis stenosperma is the source of this 567-nucleotide messenger RNA. Its product is annotated as small polypeptide DEVIL 13-like. Gene Ontology annotation, biological process: negative regulation of cell population proliferation. The transcript has a single exon. The record is from RefSeq and is a predicted model, not a curated record. Bases 83 to 391 code for a protein of 102 amino acids. NCBI's taxonomy places the organism in Eukaryota, Viridiplantae, Streptophyta, Magnoliopsida, Fabales, Fabaceae.